UCUGCAGUGGCCAAAGGGACCCCGGAAACGCGCCGCUCGCGUCGCCAGCGCGCUGCAGAUCCAGGAAGCGGAACGAAUGAAGUUCAUUUCUCACAGCUGGUGAUGGCGGAUGCUGUCGAAAUAGAGACCAUGAAGAAUUAUAACAUAGCGUUUGAGAGGAUAGACCCGAGCAUUAGCCGCUAUCCCUACUGUAUUGUAUGGACGCCAAUCCCCGUGUUAUCAUGGCUCUUUCCUUUCAUCGGCCACAUGGGUAUUUGCACCUCCACUGGAGUGAUCCGCGAUUUUGCAGGUCCAUACUUUGUCUCAGAGGAUAACAUGGCUUUCGGAAGACCGACAAAUGAGAAUAUGGAGCUCACACUCGAGAGGGGAAAAACUCCUCCAUUUUAUUCAGAGCACAACCUUUGUUGUGACAACUGUCACUCGCAUGUUGCCAUGGCACUGAACCUGAUGCGCUAUGACAACAGCACCUGGUGGAAUAUGGUGAACCUCUGCCUGCUCUCACUCAUUCAUGGCAAACACGUCAGUUGCGUAGGCUUCCUGAAGACCUGGCUUCCUUUCUGCAUCUUGAGCAGUGUGAUCCUGGCUGUGACUCUGUCUCUAAACCUGCGAUGACCCAGCGGGGUCACACUCAGGCCAACGGGCUCGCCGCCCAUCGGAGACCCGUCACUCCAGCUCCGGCGGGACUCCACUGAAUGUCAACUUGAAGUCCAGCUCUUCGGAGCUCAACAUCAAACAUCAAACGCUAGACCUCUUUGUCGUAGGGUAGAGACAGCAAAUACACCAUGGCUUCAACGUCUUGUGGUGAUGUACGAAACGCUAUUCUCAAAACCUGUCUUCCAAAGGCAUGACUUUGGUGUCUCUUGAGGGUUAUGGUGCUCUUUUAUCGUUUGGUUAGACUUUGAUCUCCAAACUAUA
Molecule: messenger RNA, 915 nt
Organism: Sinocyclocheilus rhinocerous
Lineage: Eukaryota; Metazoa; Chordata; Actinopteri; Cypriniformes; Cyprinidae
Product: transmembrane protein 222-like
Exons: 6
Coding region: 103-612 (169 amino acids)
Source: RefSeq, a predicted model, not a curated record